This is a messenger RNA of Fusarium coffeatum, 573 nucleotides long. RefSeq lists its product as uncharacterized. The record is from RefSeq and is a predicted model, not a curated record. Bases 1 to 573 code for a protein of 190 amino acids. Lineage: Eukaryota; Fungi; Ascomycota; Sordariomycetes; Hypocreales; Nectriaceae. The transcript has a single exon.
AUGAAGCUCUUCGAUCUCACCCUCUUCGCAUCAACUGCUAUCGCAGCAGCCUGUGCCAACCCUAUCCCCGAACCAUCCCCUCCUCAAACCGUCUGUGGUCUCACAGGUACCAUGGGCGACGUGCCUACCCAGAUCCGAACCUCGGCCUUCAUAACCCUUUCCGGGUUCUCCACGCCUGAAGCAUGCCGCGCAAAGUGCUUCAGUGCCGAGUAUGCCAAGUGCAAGUCCUUUGGCAUUCGUCAGAGUGGCGGUGGCUCAUGCCUUCUCUUCGACUACGAUAUCAGUUCCCAUAUCAUUCCUCGUCAAUCCGUCUACACCUACUUCCCUCUCCCUGCUGGAAUUCGUGGCGCUGUUCCCGAGAACGUGGCCCAGCACUACAGAGCCGAUAUUACGAAGACGAAGGGCACAUAUGAAGGGUGCCGUGGAGUUUGCCUGUCUGAUUCUAGAUGCAAGGGCUUUGGAUACAAGGAUGGUGGCAACUGCCAGCUUUAUGAUGUUUCUCUUGAGGGCAAGGUCAAGCCUAAGCCGGAUUGGCCUUACAUCCAGUACCGUGUCGACUGCCCUUCUGCUUAA